AACACUGUUUGUGCUGUCACUAACCAUAAAAUAAACAAGUAGAAAAAAACCAUAAAUUAAUCGGCUCACGCGCAUAUAGUUCGUAUUAAUUUUUGUUCUUUUAGAAACUUGAAAGUUUCUUGUGGUCUCUGUAAUUUGUACUAAUUUACAUAAACGCAGUACCAGUUUGUUAAGAUGCCGUUGUUCAGUGGCCGUUGUUUGAGUACUGUCAAAUUAGUGGGCAAGACUGCCGUUAUAACGGGAUGCAAUACGGGAAUCGGCAAAGAGACCGCCUUGGAUUUCUACAAGAGAGGUGCUAAGGUUAUAAUGGCAUGUAGGAGUAUAGAAAAGGCUGAACAAGCAAAGAGUGACAUAGAAACAAAAUGCAAAGAUUUAUCUAACACUGGCAAUCUAGUCGUUGUGAAGUGUGAUCUUACAUCAUUGAAAUCUGUGAGGGAAUGCGCACAGGAAAUCCUAGAUACCGAGCCACAGAUAAAUAUAUUGGUAAAUAAUGCCGGGGUGAUGAUGUGUCCCAAGGGCAAGACUGAGGAUGGUUUUGAAAUCCAAUUUGGGACCAAUCACUUGUCUCAUUUUCUAUUGACCAUGCUGUUAUUGCCGCGCAUUAUAAACAGCAAGCCUGCCAGGAUUGUGACAGUUUCGUCAAGGGGACAUACAAGAAGCGGCAUUAAUUUCGAGGAUCCAAAUUAUGAAACCCGACCGUAUAAAUCUAUAGAGGCGUAUGCACAGAGCAAACUUGCUAACAUAUUAUUUACAAAGGAAUUAGCAUUGAAAUUAAAGGAACAUGACAUAGAAGGCGUGAACACGUACAGCCUUCACCCAGGAGUUAUAAAGACGGAACUAGGCCGCCAUCUUGACAAUACAUUGUUCCCUGGCGCGCGGACCAUCAUCGGCCUGUUGUUCACACCAUUCACGAAGUCAAUCGAACUCGGCGCUCAGACCACCAUCUAUUGCGCCGUCGAUGAGAAAUGUGCUGACGAGACCGGCCUGUAUUACAGUGACUGCGUACCAGUAAAACCUUCACAAGACGCGUUAAACACUGAAUAUGCGAAGAAAUUAUGGGAUUUGUCGGUGAAUUUAGUCGGUCUCGGGGACUAUAAUCCCUUCACCGCAGUGGACGAUAAAUCGAACAAGUAGUAACUGAAUCAAAUUUAAUUUCAUAUAUCUCUAUGUAUAACUGAAAGACAGAUGUUGCAUUUUUUUUUAUAGUAUUAUGUACCUACACUUGCUAGUAUUAAGACAUUUUUAUUCAAUUGACAACUCGAAAGACUCAUGACGUUUCGAUUAUAUUCCAUUUGAGAAUGAUAAUUACAAUUAUAGAGCAUAACCAUGUCAUGUCUGUGUAAAGAGGUCUUUAAAACGUAUUUACUAUAGAGAGUGUAUAUAAGUAUCGCUGAAAAAUUAUAACAGCAUAUACCUCAGGCAAGAGCCAUAAUAGAAGAGGUGAUCUAAUGUAUGGGGCGUGAUAUAUUUGACGAUGAUAUUGGUAUUUUAUUUUAUAUUUACUGUUGAGUUGUUCAUAUUUAUAUUAUGUUACCUAUCCGGUAGGCUUACUGCCAGUUUGUUUAGCAUUCCCAAUAAAUAUUCAUGCGGGGUAUGAAUGAGGCCUUAAUUAGACGAUACUUUAUAUUUUGUUAUACAUAAAUGUUUAACUUAAUAAUGAAUCCUUGACUUAUAAUUAUGUAAAUCAUUUAUAAAAUGGUUUGUAUAUAUUUAAUAAUUAUGAUUCUUUUGAAAUAUCAUUUUUUGGAAAUAAUUUUUAAUUAUAUGCGUUCAAUGACAGGAGAAUUUUGUGUUUUGGUAUUGCGAAAAUAUGAUUUAUGCCAGAAAUAAAAAAAAAAAAAAAACUACCAAUUAUUCUCGUCACAGUGCUUAGAACCAUAUCAAUUUUAACUGAUCUUAUUAUCUGACAAUCAAUUAAUGGAUCAGACGUUUUGAUAUUUUCAUACAUUUUUGUAUAGAUUAUUUGCUCACAUUUAAUAGAUUCAUAGGUCAUAAUUAUUUGAUUGCUACUAAUUAAGUUUAGGGGGUACUGUAUUUCUUAUAUGUUACUCAUUUUGUAAUGUAAGAUUUAUAUUUAGUUAUAUAACUUAAUAAUAAAUAUCUAUCUUAUAAAAAAAAAAUAUAAAGCUAAUGUCACAAAUAAAAUAUGUUUAAAGUAACAAUAGUAAUAGAAUGUAAAUUGUACUUUGUACUGAAUUCACUUUUUUAAUCUGUUUUAAUUGUUGUUAUUAUUAAUUUAUUAUGCAUGUUUUAUUAAGAUUAUAUAAAUGUUACAGGAAACCAAGUAUAUUCAUACGUUUACAAAACAAAGUUUAAGUAAACAAAAUAAAAACAUAUUGAUUAGA
Galleria mellonella (greater wax moth) is the source of this 2345-nucleotide messenger RNA. RefSeq names its product retinol dehydrogenase 13-like. The transcript is spliced from 6 exons. The record is from RefSeq and is a predicted model, not a curated record. Lineage: Eukaryota; Metazoa; Arthropoda; Insecta; Lepidoptera; Pyralidae. Bases 175 to 1134 code for a protein of 319 amino acids.